Molecule: messenger RNA, 1196 nt
Organism: Dromaius novaehollandiae (emu)
Lineage: Eukaryota; Metazoa; Chordata; Aves; Casuariiformes; Dromaiidae
Product: cocaine- and amphetamine-regulated transcript protein
Exons: 3
Coding region: 1-336 (111 amino acids)
Biological process (GO): cellular response to starvation; adult feeding behavior; negative regulation of appetite
Molecular function (GO): neuropeptide hormone activity
Source: RefSeq, a predicted model, not a curated record
AUGGAGAGCUGCCGGCCGCUGGCGCUGUGCGCGCUGGCCGCCGCGCUGCUGCUGGGCGCCCGCGGGCAGGGGCCGCCCGAUCCGCCGCGCCGCGCCCGCGACCUGGGCCCCGGCGGCGGCGGCGCCUCCCACGAGAAGGAGCUGAUCGAGGCGCUGCAGGAGGUGCUGGAGAAGCUGAAGAGCAAGCGGAUCCCGCACUACGAGAAGAAGUUCGGGCAGGUCCCCAUGUGCGACGCCGGGGAGCAGUGCGCCGUGAGGAAGGGGGCCCGCAUCGGGAAGCUCUGCGACUGCCCCCGCGCGACUUCUUGCAACUCUUUCCUCCUCAAGUGCCUGUAGGCGAGGCGCCCCGCGACACACCGGCGGGCGCGCAGGGACCUCAAUUUUCCUCGCUUCGAAGUGCUGGCCUGGGGCCGCGGCGGCAGCUCCCUGCGGCUUCUUAUUCCGAGAAAAGCAGUUAGAAGUCCUCGUGUUGCCAGUGUAACGCCAUGUGUGACAUCCGACAUCCGUAGAGCUUCUCCCCCCUCACCCCCCACCCCGGCCCGUUUGAUUUUGUCCGUCCCAAACCCCCGCGCGCGCAGCUGUGUGGAGGUACCGGUACCGGAGCUGUGCCGGAGAAGACCCCAUCCAACCGGUCGGGGCCAAGCCGGGCCGGGAGCGGGGCGCUCCUCGGCGUACCCCGGUCCUGGGCGGGCCGACUCCUUCCCGGUGCUGGCCCCAGGGCCCGGGGUGAGGCUGGAUCCAGCCCUCAAAGGUAGGUGUGAGGGGGAGAAGCAGAGGAAUGCGCGGAAAGCACCCUGACCCCCUUCCUCCCCCCGCACCUGGUAACACCUCCCCGCACACCGCGGGGGUCCAGCCGCCCUGCAGGCUUCGGGCCGAAAGUCUGACCACGCUCACUGUGCGCUGGAGAAAGUCUGGCACGAAAUACCGGCCGUGUUCGGGGAGCUGCUGCGAGGCUGGGUGGCGCGGUGCGGGGAUCGGCUGCUUGACCAGAGCCACCGCAGAGAGAAAGCGGUCUGGGUUCAUUGCAGACUAAUGAAGGAUGUUCCAGUCACCUAAAGUAAAUUGCUCCCAUUUCUUUAAUGAACUGAUGUACAUAAAUAUGUAUGUUCUCCACAGGUACACCUUGUCUUUCAGUGAAGUUAUAACAUGUUUUUAUCCUUUGUUUGUCACUGUUAAUAAAAUCAUUGUUCUGAUGA